This is a messenger RNA of Rangifer tarandus platyrhynchus (Svalbard reindeer), 324 nucleotides long. The record is from the annotation of a GenBank genome assembly. NCBI's taxonomy places the organism in Eukaryota, Metazoa, Chordata, Mammalia, Artiodactyla, Cervidae.
AUGCUGGAGAAGGCGGCAGGAAGCGGGUGCGCCCAGGGCCUGGGUCCGACACGACCGGCCGUGACCUCCACCCUGCUGGCCGCGCUCUGGUUGCAGCUGUACUGGCUGUUUGCAGAGCUUGGCACAGUGCGUUAUGAUUUGCAGAGCUCGGAGCUGUUUGCAGAGCUUGUCACCCCGGGGGUCACCAUUUGGAGAGCGUGGCCCUGUUUGUCAUUUGUGGAGUCUGGUUUUAUUUGCAGAGCUCAGCGACGUCAGGAGAGGCAGGUCCUGUUGCUGUUUGUGGUGUCAACCGAGGGCAUUCCUCUGGGUUCUUCUGUUUGCUGA